AGAUGCUCAUAAAUUGAGGGAGAUUCGUGCUUAAAAGAGAAUCAGCGUGACUAGAAAGCUAGUAGAAAAACUCAGUAAAAAACCCAUACAAUUCCCAUUCCCAUUCAUAUAGGAAUUUUACAGAAUCCAGUUGCCCCAAAUCCAGCCUUCUCAAUCGAUAUUCUCAGUUAAGCACGAAAUGGAAGGGACAAUAUUCGCCCCUGCAUUGGAAGGAAUGAAGCACGUCAAGUCUGAAGACGGAGUAAUGCUUACUAAGCCAUUCUUGGACGUGUGCAAGCUUAUUAUACCUGUUAUAGAAAAGUUUGGAGCUGCUAUGGCACUUGUCAAAUCUGACAUCGGAGGCAAUGUAACUAGGUUAGAGACCAAAUACUUGUCCAACCCGACAAAAUAUGAUCAUUUAUACAGCAUGGUACAAGAAGAAGUUGAUGCUAAAACUGCUAAAGGUUCAUCGAGUUGUACCAAUGGUCUUCUGUGGUUGACAAGGGCGAUGGAUUUCUUGGUGGAGUUGUUUCGGAAUUUGCUUCAGCAUCAAGACUGGGCGAUGUCUCAAGCUUGUACCGAUUCCUACACCAAGACUCUGAAACAGUGGCAUGGUUGGCUAGCCAGUUCAAGCUUUACGGUCGCUAUGAAGCUCGCUCCUGAUAGGAAAAAGUUUUUGGACGUUGUAGCUGGAAGUGGUGAUAUCAACAGUGACAUUGAGAAAUUCUGCUCCUCUUUCUCACCAUUCCUUGAGGAGAACCACAAGUUCUUGGCGAGCGUUGGCAUGGAUGCGCUUAAGGCAUCAUAGAUAAUGAAUGAAGGCAAAGUUCCUGCCCUGAGACGAUAUUACCUGGUUUACUCUUAUUCAGUAUUUGGCACUAUACCUUGCUAAUAAAUUUGACAAUGUCGACUGUGCUUAUACGUAUUUGACCGGGGAACUUCUAUACAUGAGUGAACCAACCCUUAUAACAUAGAAAACUCAACUCUUUUCAAGCCUACCAAUUUGAUUUGAAGUGAAUUGAACUCGUUGUCUCUUAUUUUGAAUUGUCAUUAAUUUAACUCACUCCCCCUCGUUCCAUAAUACUGGUUUUCUC
Erythranthe guttata (spotted monkey flower) is the source of this 1073-nucleotide messenger RNA. RefSeq names its product glycolipid transfer protein 1. Gene Ontology annotation, molecular function: ceramide 1-phosphate transfer activity; ceramide 1-phosphate binding. Gene Ontology annotation, biological process: ceramide transport; intermembrane lipid transfer. Gene Ontology annotation, cellular component: cytoplasm; membrane; cytosol. The record is from RefSeq and is a predicted model, not a curated record. NCBI's taxonomy places the organism in Eukaryota, Viridiplantae, Streptophyta, Magnoliopsida, Lamiales, Phrymaceae.